Molecule: messenger RNA, 4412 nt
Organism: Cuscuta epithymum
Lineage: Eukaryota; Viridiplantae; Streptophyta; Magnoliopsida; Solanales; Convolvulaceae
Source: the annotation of a GenBank genome assembly
GUAUACCAUACAUCCGGCUGUACGGUGAGCACCGUACAGCCGGCCCAAUUUUAGUGUUUUUAAAUUACUUAACUGUUGGCCCGUGCUCCAAAAGCCCAAAAUUUGAAAAUACCCGGUUGCGGUAAAAUAAAAUACAUGAACGAUUUUUUUUAAAAACAAAAAGCAACUGCAAAUCUCUCAAAAACCGCAAUCUCUUCGCACGAGACACAACUCUUCCCAACUACACCGCCAUAUCUGUAUCUCGACAUUAAUGGUGACCAGUUAAUCGGAGUUGUUGCUUUACGAGCUAGAAGAAGACGGGGAAGGAGAUCUGAGUUCCGAAGUGUUAGGUUUUGAGUACUAAGAACGAACAGAGCUAUGGAUCUCGUUUCAGAAUGGAACAUGCUUUCAAAUGCACAUGAAGAACACGAAAGUGCUGAAGCAUCUGAAAAAAAUCCACCAACAAAGGUUGUAACAGAGAUUCCAGUCCUGCGUAAAAUACCAAAAAGGAAAGCAUUAAAAAGUCCAAAAGUUUCAAAAGCCCUGAAGCAACAAAAGAAGGUAGGUGUUCAAAAGAAAAGAAAAGCAUCUGAAGAGGUUUUAGAAGUUAAACAACAUACAGCUGCAGAUGAGGAUGCUGUUGAUGGAGAAAGUUUCAAGCAGAAUGAGGAUCCAGGUCAGAAUACAGUUCAAGAAAAAAGUGAUGAACAAGUUCAUCAAGAUACUGUUCAGGAAGCUGAAAAAUAUAUUGAAGAAUAUGAGCAUGUGGAGGGAGUUAAUGAGAAAGAAAAUGAUGAUGGCACUACAGCAGAUGUCAAUGCUUUAGAAGAAGUUGAGCAACAUACUGCAGCAGAAAAGAAACAGCUUUUAAUGCAAGCAUUGAUAGAAGAAGUGGGUGAACAAGAGAGUGGUGAAAAAAGAAGAAAGAGCAAAACAUCAAAAGCAAGAAAAGUUGAGAAAAGUGCAAUGCAAGUCUUCUCAAGCAAAAGAAUAACAAGAUCGCAAACAUCAGAAGAAGGUGAUAACAAGGAAAAAGAAGUUGCGAAAACUGGAAAUAAAAGUAAAGUGGUAGCAAAGAGAGAGAAUAAAGAAAAGUUGAAGAAAAAGAAAGAAGACGACGUAGAAGAAGAUGAAGAUGAGGAAACAGAAAAGGAGGGUGAUGAUAACCUUCCAAAGCUAUGGUCAAGAAUGUCUCCUAGAAGUCUAACUGAGGUAAUCACAUCCCUCUCUGAAGAACAGAAGGAAGAAGUGGUAGACAUGGGGUUUGGCCCAAUACUACACUUAAAAAUCAAACAAUUGCCAAUGCAGUUGGCAUAUUGGGUUGUGGACAGGUUUGAUAGCAGGAGUGUUUCAUUGCAUUUGCCAAAGAACGAGAAAUUGCGUGUCACUGAAGAUGCAAUACACUACACAAUGGGAUUUCCAAAGGGAAACUUGGAUGUGAAAAGGUUGAUAGAUACUCAAGGUGAAAAAACAGCAGAGAUGGUGGCUGAUUGGAGAGCACAGUUCAGUAGUGAUAAAGGACUUGUGAGGACUGGUGAACUGAAAGAUCUAUUGGAGAAAAAUAAACAAGCUGGAGGCUGGUUCAAAAAAAAUUUCUUGGUUCUCCUGGUGACUUGUUUAAUUGAAGGAAAGCAGAAUUGCUUUGUCAAUCAAAGCAUACUCAAAGCACUGGAUGAUGAGUCACAAAUAAAGAAUUUUAAUUGGUGCAGUUAUGCUUUGCAGACAUUGAUUGAAUCAAAGGACUACUGGAAUAAAAGCAGAGCACGACAGUUCCCAGGACCUCUUCUCUUUUUGAUUGUAAGUUAAAAACUAUAUAAUUUCAAUACUCAAAGUAAUCAUUUUAUUACUCAAUUAUGGUAUGGUAAUGCACAAUUCUAAAUAUUGAAAAAUGUUAGGUGUUUUAUGUUGACAAUAUGGUAUUCAAAGGAAGGAAAGUAGACAGAGGCUUGCCAUCUAUAGUUGGAUGGACAACUCAGAAUCUCAACAAAAGGGAAAAGGAAGAGAUAGAAAGUGGAGGGUUUGGAUUUGGAUACAUAGAUGAACCAAAUCAAGGAACUCUUACAAUUCCAAAUCUGAUUCAGAAUGAAGAGAAUAAGAAAAACGAGGAAGAAUGCAGUGAGCAAGCAGAUAAGGUAAGGCAAAUAAUGUACUCUUUAUACACUUGAGUAUCAUAUAAAUUAUACAUGAGUAUAUUAUUAAAUUAAAUUGAGUAAUAAAUAUGAACAGUGGAAAAACUGAGUUACUCUAAAAUUAUCAUAUAAGCAUAGAAAAAUUGUUGUGCAUCAUUUUAUAUGUCCUUAACACAAUACAGUAACUCAAAAUAAAAUAAAAUAAAAUAACACUGAAUGAAAAUUUUAGUAAUACACUAAUACUCAUAUGAUUUAUACAGGAUAUCAUGAAGGAAUUCGCUUCAGCAGCAAAGCAUUUGGCAGAUAGCAUAGCAAACUUUGAUGAAAAGUUUCAAGAAGCUGCGAAGGUGUUGCCUGAUGAUGAAAAAAUGAAGGUUUUGCUAGGUAAAGUGCAUGGACUCUUCAACACAUACUCAACAGAGCCACAAACAACUGAAAAAGAAAUAAGAAUGACUCCUGAUGAUGAGUUUUGGACUGAAGAGGUUUUAAAGGCAGUUGAAGCUAUUGAAAAAGCUCAGAAAAAAAGGAAUGAUAGGCCUACAUUAAUACAAUACGAAAAGCCCAGUUUCACACUGCUUUCACAAGAGUCAAAUGAGCAUGCAGGUGGCCAGGAAGAUGAAGAACAGAGAGAUGAGCAUGUAUAUGCAGUUGCUGAGCAUCAAGAGGAGCUUGAUGAGCAACACAAUGAAGCUCAGGUAGAUAAUGAAGAGGAGGUGAUAAUAAACGCAAGUGAAGCUAUUCCUGUGACUGAAUUAAAAGAGCAUGAUAGAAUAAAGGCAUCUGAAAAGGGAAAGCAAGCUUGUUUUGAAGGAGAGGGCCAAUGUGGUGCACAUGUGGAAAGAGAAAAAAGACAAGUAAUGCCUGGCCCUGCUCUCAAGUCUCCAUACGUGAUCAGAAUUACAGAAAUGAAGGCAGGAACAACUACUGAAGAAGUCAAACUAGCUAAAUUUGUGUUUGAAGAGAACUCUGAUAAAUCGUAAGUAACUACAUAUUUGAAAACUGCUUGUCUAAAAUAUUUAAUUAAUAGUUAGCUGACAAUUGCUUAAAAUAAAUAGGGUUGUGCUCUAUAAAGAUGGAAAUCUGAUUGUUUCAAGAAAGGAGAUGGAGAGUUUGAACAUUGAUUCCAUAGUCAGUCCACUGUUGAUAGAUUUAUGGGCGAUGAUUUUGAAUGAAUUUGAGAGUCUGAAAAGCACUCAAUCAAGGAAUAGAUUGAUAUUCACAACAACACCAUGUGUAAGAUUUAUGAUUUUAAAUAUUUUUAUUUGAAUUUGAAAAUUAUAUCUUAUACAAUUGGUUUACAGAGAGUGUUGGAGGAAAAUCAGAUUAGUGCUGCAGCAACCAGAAACAAGAGAUUCAUUGAAGCUACAAGGAUCCAAUUCAAAAGGGCAUUGCCGAAAGUGAAGAACAUGGACUUGUUUAUCUUCCCAGCUGAACGUAAUGGUAGCUACUACCUAAUGUGCUUUGAUAUGAAGUACAUGAAGUUCUUAAUCAUUGAUAACUGUGACAAGGAAAUAGCAAUAGGAAUGAAGUACCUUUCUCAACCAACCCAACUGGUAAGUAAUAAAUCAAAAUUAUUUGUUUGUUAAAAUGUGUAUACUGUUUAUAAAAAAUGAGCAUCUGAACAUAUUUAAUGUGUAAAUGUUUUUAUUUACAGAAAAGUGCUGUACUUAAAUGGCUUAAAGAAGAAAAACAUCAGCAUGCUGACAAAGUGAAGAAUAUGAAGCCAGAAGUAGUCAAAAUGGCAUGGAGAAACAAAAAAAACAAAGCUAAUGAUGGUGUCUAUCUGAUGAGACACAUGGAAACUUUUAAUGGAGAGACAGACUGGGAUUGUGGCCUAGAAAAAGAACAUGUAAAGUACUUUUUUAUUUUUAAUCAAAGAUUUAAUGACAUAUUACUAAUAAAUAAAUAAUAUUGUAUGAUAAUACUAACACAAAUAAUCAUGCAGGAAAAGCACAUACAGGUCUUGAGGCUUAAAUACUUGCACAAGAUGUUGACAUUUCAAAGGAAUGAAGUUAGAAUGGAGUUGAUGAACAAAGUGAAGGAAAUGUAGUUCUUCUAAUGAUACUUAUGUUUAACUUAGUUUAAUAUGAACUUCAAAUGCUUCUAUGUUUUUGUUGGCAAAAGACAUAUUUUGUUCUUGUUAAUGUUCGAUGGUGAAUGUACUGGACAUGUGUUUUUAUGAUGAAAGAGACACUUCACGUUUAUGGCAAUGAUCAUUACUAGUACAUUACAUGCUCAUUUUAAAUAAAAAUAUACUCAAUCUGAGGAUUAGAAGUAACUUAAAAUGUAUAAACAUUGAGUGUG